Recurvomyces mirabilis is the source of this 864-nucleotide messenger RNA. RefSeq names its product Phosphatidylinositol:ceramide phosphoinositol transferase (IPC synthase) (gene AUR1). The record is from RefSeq and is a predicted model, not a curated record. The transcript has 2 exons. Gene Ontology annotation, cellular component: inositol phosphoceramide synthase complex. Gene Ontology annotation, molecular function: inositol phosphoceramide synthase activity. Lineage: Eukaryota; Fungi; Ascomycota; Dothideomycetes; Mycosphaerellales; Teratosphaeriaceae. The coding region runs from base 1 to 864 and encodes 287 amino acids. Gene Ontology annotation, biological process: sphingolipid biosynthetic process; inositol phosphoceramide metabolic process.
AUGGCUGCGUUGGAGAACAUCUUAUACGGAGCGAACUUGAGCAAUAUCCUUUCGGCGCACAAGAACACGGUGUUGGAUGUUCUGGCUUGGAUGCCAUACGGUGUUACGCAUAUCGGCGCUCCAUUCGUGGUUUCUGGGCUGAUGUUCGUCUUUGGACCACCCGGAACGUUGCCAGUAUGGGCGAAAGCGUUUGGAUACAUGAAUCUGACGGGCGUGGUCAUUCAACUAUUCUUCCCGUGCUCUCCGCCAUGGUAUGAGAAUCUGUACGGUCUUGCUCCGGCCAACUACACCAUGAAAGGCAAUCCGGCUGGUCUUGCCGCGAUCGACAAGCUGUUUGGCGUGGAUCUAUACACAUCCACUUUCAUCGCCUCACCAGUGGUAUUUGGUGCCUUUCCGUCGCUACACUCGGGCUGCGCAACGAUUGAGGCAUUGUUCAUGUCUCAUCUCUUCCCGAAGCUACGACCACUUUUUGUGAUCUACUUCCUCUGGCUUUGGUGGGCAACGAUGUAUCUCAGCCAUCAUUACGCCGUGGACCUGGUAGCCGGCAGCCUGAUCUCGGCAGUGGCAUACUUUGUGUCGAAAGGCACUUUCUUGCCACGACUACAACCAGGUAAAAUGUUCCGGUGGGACUACGAUUACGUGGAGCGAGGAGAGCCGAUCGACGCAGACGCUCCAUACGGUCUGACCGAUAUAGAAGAGUACUUGCUGCCUGACAGCGACGAAUGGACAAUCGCCUCCGGAUCAAGUCUGUCGGGUAAUAACAGCCGGGAACCAUCAAUUGGUAUGCGGUCACCUGGUGCCGGCGAUAAUUGGGACGGCGAUACUCUUGCGAGCUCGAGCGAUCACGAGGAUCACAAGCUAUAG